AUGGCGUCGUCAGUGACGCGGAUUCGGAGGGUGGAUUCCGCGGGUUUGGAGUUCUCAGCGGCUGCUGAUUGGACGUUGGUGGAGGUGGCACCUUUGGAUGUUUUUUGGGUGGACCUGCAUUCUCUUUAUGGCCUUGAAAAGAUCUCUGACAGGCAUGUGGUGGUCAAGCUCUCUGCCCCUGGUCCAUAUCAGCGCUUCCAGUUUGGCCCACCUGGCCCGUUAGUGUCUGAUGCGGCAGCCUCGCUUCCUGUGCACGUCAUCACUGCGGAGGUUUAUCGGGAUUCAACUGUUGCUGACGUGGAGUCGGGUACGCCUGUGGCAGCUGCUCCGUCUGGUGUAGGUGGGAGUGGCGAUCCUGCGGGUCCUCCGUGUGGUGUUGCUCCCUCGUCAGGUGGCCGUGCAUCCGACGUGGUUGCUGCUGCUCCGGUGGCGCUGCGUUCCUCUAGUGGCUCUAGAGGGCCUUUCCUGGUCGCGGCGUCGGAUCAGCCCAUCGCUGUUUCCUGCACAACGCCACAACCUUAUUUUACAACCGAGUUGGGAAAUACAGUUGAAAACAUAAUUGCACCAGAGACUCCAGGUUUGAUGAUGGUUGAUCCAACGACACAUAGUAUGGAAUAUCCUGCAGUCAAGGGUCAGCCACCGUCAACGCACAAGUGGACCAGCCUUCAGAUAUUGCAGAUCACUGUCGACUGUUCCCAAAAUAAUUGCCAAGCUUAUCCUUAUGUUCUUGGAAUGAGUCAGGAGUAUUGUGGUUCCAUUAAGGAUCACAAAUUCUUGACGGUGUGGAGGUUCGUUGUUGAGCACACAACACAUCACAGUCAACAGUCAACUCCUUGUCAACCCGACAUAGGUGAGGAUGGCAACAUGGAGGUGACCAACAAGUGUCAGAUGCAGAAUGCUCUCACUCCCCAGCACUUGCAAAAGCAACACGCACAUGUAAGGGAAAAUACAGGGAAAGAGCCCUCCAGAGGACCCCAGAGGGCCCCAGAGGACCCCAGAGGACUCCAGAGGACCCCAGAGGACCCCAGAGGACUCCAGAGGACCACAGAGGACUCCAGAGGACCACAGAGGACUCCAGAGGACUCCAGAGGAUCCCAGAGGACUCCAGAGGACCCCAGAGGACCCCAGAGGACUCCAGAGGACCCCAGAGGACUCCAGAGGACUCCAGAGGACUCCAGAGGAUCCCAGAGGACUCCAGAGGACUCCAGAGGCCCCCAGAGGACUCCAGAGGAUCCCAGAGGACUCCAGAGGACCCCAGAGGACUCCAGAGGACCCCAGAGGACUCCAGAGGACCCCAGAGGACUCCAGAGGACUCCAGAGGACCCCAGAGGACUCCAGAGGACUCCAGAGGAUCCCAGAGGACUCCAGAGGACCCCAGAGGACCUCAGAGGACCCCAGAGGACUCCAGAGGACCCCAGAGGACUCCAGAGGACCCCAGAGGACCCCAGAGGACUCCAGAGGACCCCAGAGGACUCUAGAGGAUCCCAGAGGACCUCAGAGGACCCCAGAGGACCCCAGAGGACCCCAGAGGACCCCAGAGGACCCCAGAGGACCCCAGAGGACCCCAGAGGACCCCAGAGGACCCCAGAGGACCCCAGAGGAUCCCAGAGGACCCCAGAGGACCCCAGAGGACCCCAGAGGACUCCAGAGGACCCCAGAGGACCCCAGAGGACUCCAGAGGACCCCAGAGGACUCCAGAGGACUCCAGAGGACCCCAGAGGACUCCAGAGGACUCCAGAGGAUCCCAGAGGACUCCAGAGGACCCCAGAGGUCCUCAGAGGACCCCAGAGGACUCCAGAGGACCCCAGAGGACUCCAGAGGACCCCAGAGGACCCCAGAGGACUCCAGAGGACCCCAGAGGACUCCAGAGGAUCCCAGAGGACUCCAGAGGACCCCAGAGGACCCCAGAGGACUCCAGAGGACCCCAGAGGACUCCAGAGGACCCCAGAGGACCCCAGAGGACUCCAGAGGACCCCAGAGGACUCCAGAGGAUCCCAGAGGACUCCAGAGGACCCCAGAGGACCCCAGAGGACUCCAGAGGACCCCAGAGGACUCCAGAGGACCCCAGAGAACUCCAGAGGGCCCCAGAGGGCCCCAGAGGGCCCCAGAGGACCCCACACAGAACACCAAAAGAACACGAAAUUAGGAGCAGGGCCUAAAUAA
Messenger RNA from Procambarus clarkii (red swamp crayfish), 2163 nucleotides. Lineage: Eukaryota; Metazoa; Arthropoda; Malacostraca; Decapoda; Cambaridae. The record is from RefSeq and is a predicted model, not a curated record.